GCCGGGUCAGAGCACAGGGCGGCCUGGGACACGCUGAGGCGACAUGCCGGGCCCCUGGGCCCCCUGACUUGGAACCGGGGGGCGUUUCCUGGACUCCUGGGCUAAGAGCUGGAAGCAGCUGGGGAAACUCCAGGCCACCUGCCCAUCCUGGCCCCGGCUGGGAAGGGUGUCGGCCCCUCCUCCUCCGUGCCCCCUCGUCCCGGAAGUCCACCAUGGAGAGCAAGGAUGAGGUCAGCGACACCGACAGCGGCAUCAUCCUGCAGUCUGGCCCCGACAGCCCGGUGGCCCCCGCGAAGGAGCUGACCCACGCGGUACGCAGGCAGCAGAGGGCCCUGGAGGAGCGGCUGGAGGCCUGCCUGGAGGAGCUGAGGACGCUCUGUCUGCGGGAAGCGGAGCUGACGGGCAUCCUGCCCGCAGAGUACCCCUUCAGACCGGGGGAGAAGGCCCCCAAGGUCCGCCGCAGGAUCGGAGCCGCUUACAGACUGGACGACUGGGCCUUGCACAGAGAGGACCCACUGAGCAGCCUGGAGCGGGAGCUGGCCCUGCAGCUGCAGAUCGCCGAGGCCGCGCGGCGCCUGUGCCGGGAGGGGAACCUGGGCCGCCAGGCGCGCCGGCAACGGAAGCACGCGGUGCAGCAGGAGGAGAAGAGGCUGCGGGAGCUGCAGCGCUGCCUGGGGGCGUGGCAGCGAGGCAACGGGGCCCCUCCUGCCCUGGCCCCAGGCCCAGAGCUCGGCGCCUCAGACGACAGCUCCCUGUUGGACGGGCUGCUCCGUGAGGAAGAGUCAUCUCAAGUGCCGAAACCUCCCCCAGAGUCCCCAGAUGCGCCUUCCCGGCCUCUCCCGCCCCAAACCCUCGAGGGGCUGCAGCCAGCAGGCCUUGACACGGGGGGCCUGGAGCGGGCCCCCAUCCAGAACAGCCCCUGGAAGGAGACAAGCCUGGACCACCCCUACGAGAAGCCCAGGAAGUCUUCCGAGCCCGGAAGCGAGUCCAGCAGCCCGGCCAGCACCCCGCAGGAUGGGCCCAGCGCCUCCAGCCCUGCCUCCUGCUACGUGGUCCCCGUCCACAACGUCCCCGGGCAGCGGCAGGGCCGCAUCAGUGCCCCGGCCACCCCUGAGAUGCAGGGCAGGAGGGGCCAGUCACAGCCCCUGAGGACCGACCCCUUCCGCGCGGGCCCCGACGGCAGGGGUCGCAGCGCCCUCCCGCGCCGCCGCCCCACUUACUACACGGUGACGGCACCCGCGCCGUGCCCCGCCUGCCACUCGUGCUCCGAGGACAGCGGCUCCGACGCCUCCAGCCUGUCGCACCCGACGCCGCCCGGCAGCAGCAGCCCCGACAUCUCCUUCCUGCGGCCGCUGUCCCCGCCCGCGCCGCCCCGCCCGCGCGUGCCCCGCGGCCCCCGACUCCGGCCGCCGCCCGCCUGCCUGAGGGCCGCGCGCUACCUGGUGCUGGCUGAGGGCCGCCCGCCGCCCGGCCAGUGGGGCGAGUGGGGCCCGGGCCGCGGCGAGGACGCGGCCGCCCCGCGCUGGCAGCGCCCGCUACCCGCCCACGGCCGCGUGGCCCGGACGCCCUCGCUGCGCGACAGCCCCGCGGGCCGCGGGCUCAGCAAGGCGGCCGUGUCCGAGGAGCUCAAGUCGUGGCACGAGCGGGCCCGGCUCCGGAGCUCACGCCCCCACUCGCUGGACCGCCAGGGGGCUUUCCGCGUGCGCAGCCUGCCGCCUGGCACCGAGGGCUUCGCGCGCACACAGGUGCCCACCGUGUGUGUGCUCCGGAGAUCGCCUGAGGGGGCCCCCGUGCAAGUGCUUGUACCUGAGAAUGGGGAGAUCAUCAGCCAGGUGUGACCCUGGGCUCCGGACACCGCGGCCGGCUGGCCCAAGAGACUGCAGAGACCGCUUCCCAGCGGGGCUGGGGCUGACACCGCCCACCCUUGAAGCCGUCUUCGGCUCCCCUCCCCCGUCGCAGGUCGAUGACCUGGAGCUGAGACUUUUUUUUUUUUUUUUUUUUUUUACCAGUUUUUGUUCAGAAGCUCUGGCCUACGGAUUUAUAUUUGUGGUUUGUCCCCAAGAUCCCUGUAAUAUGACAAUGCUUUAUUCCCCAGAGACAGGCCUACCGGACUCGAGGCCUUGCCUCUGACUAACAGCAUCUGUCUCCGUGUGCAAGACGUGUGGUAGGGGACGCAUCCCCAGAGAAUAGCCCCUGGCCCUCCUGCCCCACUGCUGCUGGGGGCUGCACCUCCAUCCCCUGUUUCCCAGCUCCCAGGCUGUAGGGGUGCCCGGGCUGGGGGGUGAGUCCUCCCCUCUAUAAUGUGCUCUGUGAUGCACGCACCGAGAGCUAGGUUAAAGGUCGGUGUGUCCUGGUGGAGUCUUGUCUUCCUGGGCGCUGCUCUUUUCCUGACCCCGUGACUUCCUUGUAGGGGCCCCUGUCACUGUGUGCGCCCUUGUCCUGAGGCUCCCAGCAUCGACCCAGACCCAGGAGCCUUGGGUUGGAGGCCUCUCCAGGUUGUAGCAUCAGGAGGCCCUGGCCGGGAGCUGACCACCUUCUCUGGGCCUCUUGAGGAGUUGCAGGCCACCGCCCC
Molecule: messenger RNA, 2572 nt
Organism: Kogia breviceps (pygmy sperm whale)
Lineage: Eukaryota; Metazoa; Chordata; Mammalia; Artiodactyla; Physeteridae
Source: RefSeq, a predicted model, not a curated record